AUGGGCGGAAAGACAGCUUCAGUGAAGCUUUCUCCCUUGUGGGAAAGGGCUUUAGAGACUUAUCAUGAAGAUCUUGCUGGGGAUGAGGACUUUCGAAAAAUACUCGAGACGGGUAGCCUUGAAGAGCUUCUUGCGGACGACCAGGUUCUACAGCCGCUUGGGUCACAAGGCAGACAAGCACUGGAUACCAUGACGCGACUUAGACCAACAUUCAAAUUGCUCAAUGAUUUCUCGGUGGUACUAGCAAUGUCCUUAGGUGCAGGCACGGCAGUGACAGCACUGGUGUGGGGAAGUAUACGCAUGAUUUUAACCUUAGCAUCCACGGCAGACAAUGUUCUACAGGAGGUGUCGGAUAUGCUAGAAGAAUUGACCUUAACACUCCCGCGACUCAAGUUCUAUGAGAAGACCGUAUCGAUGGACACCGAGAUGGAGACAUCAUUAUUGACUGUCUACCAAGAGGUGAUUUGUUUUUAUGCCCGGGCGAUACAUUUUUUCCGCACCAACAAACAUUCAUUUUUAUUACGCAGCUCGUGGUCCGACCUCCGCGGUGACUUUCAGCGAACCAUUAAGCGAAUAAAGCGUCUGUCUAACAAUAUCGAGAGCGAGGUUGAGUUGACUCGAAUGCGAAUUGACAAUCAGAAAUAUCACGAGGUACUUGAUUUGAUGGCAAACUUCCAACCCCAACGCCUAGAGCCUACUCAUAAGGUUUCCCACUACCUUCCAUUUGCCGAGUGCUCCCGCUUCUGGGGUCGGGAUGAUUUCCUUAACCGUAUCGAUGAAGUUUUAUUCGCACCCUCUUCAGCCUCCUCCCUUCGAUCAUUCGCUUUAUAUGGUAUGGGAGGUGCUGGAAAGACUCAGAUCGCCCUCAGAUACGCUAAUUCAUCUCGUGAGAAAUUCGAUGCUAUCUUCUGGGUCUCAGCCGAUAAUUUGGUGACAAUUGGGCAAAGCUUUCGGGAGAUUGCAAGAACCCUUAAAUUGAUCCAAGUGGAUACAGAAACCGAUGAUCAUACGGUUAUGCUCAAGGUGAAGCAAUGGUUAUCAUCCACGAAUACCCGUUGGCUUCUUAUAUACGACAAUGCAGAUGACCUCACCGUCAUCAAACAUGCCUGGCCAACAGGAUCUGUUGGAUCUGUGCUAAUAACUAGCCGAGACUCGACCGCGGCCUUUAGUAUCGCCUCCUCGGGAUGCCAAGUCACCCCCUUUGACACAGAAAACGGAUCUGCAGCAUUGCUCAGUAUCAUUGGAUUGGAUCCCGAGUCUCCUUCUCACCUAACAGAAGCAAAGGCAAUCACGUCCACACUCGGGGGUCUUCCCCUAGCCCUAAACCAGAUCGGCGGAUUCAUUAUGCAAAGGAAGAUUCCACUCAAGAACUUUCUCGCCCUAUAUAACCGUAAUUCAGCUAGCGUUGAUGCAAAAGGUCUGAAGAGUAUGGACUACAGUCACACGCUAGCGACCGUAUGGGAGAUGUCGCUCAGCCAGCUUUCGGGUAACGCAAAUAUUCUUCACAUGAUUUUGUCGUUCCUAGACCCAGACUACAUACAUGAAGCACUCCUAGUGGACGGCGCCGUUGAAACAAAUGACUCAGAUUUGGAGUUUGUUACGGAUGAGAUAGAUUUCUUAGAUGCCCAAGAGGUGCUUAUUCAGGGGGCCCUGAUUGACAAGUCUAUUGAAAGUGGAAUUAUCUCCAUGCACCGACUUGUUCAGCGUGCCGUCAUUCGUCGAAUGAGUGUACAAGAGCGCGAGAGAAUAUUUUCGCUAGCAGUAACUAUUCUUGCCGCAAAUUUCCCAGACACUUACAGCGCCGAUGUUGGUCAUCAGGCUGCCUCCUGGGCCCUCUGUGAGAGAAGCCUACCACACAUAGAGAGCGUUGUGAGCAAAGGUGCGCAGUUUAAGUUAUUUGAAAAGGGAAAUCAAGCCUUUGCAGAGCUUCUACUUCGCUGCUCCUGGUAUCUUUACGAGAGAGAAAACUACACUCUUGCCCGAUCAUACGUGGAUGUCGCUGUGAAAAAGUUUGUAAUCAAUGACUCUCUCGCGUAUGCGAGUGCGGUUGAUCUUCGCGGCUUGAUCGAGCUUGAUAUGUGUCACCCAGCCGUUGCACUAGAAGCCUUCGAGCAAGCCUACGCACUUCGUACCGCGAUUCUUUCAAGUAAUGACCCAUUCUUGGCCGCCAACCAGGUCAACCUGGGUCUUGCAUUUACCGAAAUGGGGCAGCUUGAUAAAGCCUAUGAAUACCUCCAACAGUCAAUUGAUAUCCGACUCUUGCACAAGAGUGAUAGGAUUGGUAAUUCAUACAGCAACAUGGCCAGUCUGUUGCUGAAGAUGGGGAAACCUGAUGAUGCUGAAGCCAUGCUCAAGAGCUGUCCAUCCCUGAAAGACUUCUCAGAUGAGACAUUCCUGAAGACUGGGAACCCUAGAUUCUCUGGCGAUAUGGUACUGCUAAGCAGGAUCAGGGUUGCCCAAGGGCUGAGCGAUGAGGCACUAAGAUUCGCCUCUAAGGCCCUAAGUUUUCGAAAGGAAUGCUUAAGCCAACGGCUCAAGGUUUGUGACUCUCUUUAUCAGGUAUCAGUACUUCUUCACGAAGGAGGAAACCUAGGACUAGCACACCAACUACUCGAAGAAUGCAUCAAGAUAUCCGAAGCACUCCCACAAGCUGAGGGCGUAGGACAUCUCGCACGGGCAAACUACAAGAUGUCACAGGUCCUACAUGACCUCGGGAAACAUAAAGAGAGUACGAUGCAUCUUGAGAAGGCGGUGAAUAUAAGAGACGAGCUCAGGAAAUUGGACGGGGAUUACGUACUUGUGAAUGGUGCUGAUGCUGAUUUUGAUGAUCUGGUUCCGUGGAUGCUGUGGUGA
Molecule: messenger RNA, 2853 nt
Organism: Penicillium coprophilum
Lineage: Eukaryota; Fungi; Ascomycota; Eurotiomycetes; Eurotiales; Aspergillaceae
Product: tetratricopeptide repeat protein
Exons: 8
Coding region: 1-2853 (950 amino acids)
Molecular function (GO): protein binding; ADP binding
Source: RefSeq, a predicted model, not a curated record